UUUCGAGAGCAGGUGGUUGAAAAUGUCCUCGCUUUAAACUUUUCGUAACGUGACAACGACCCGACUUCGUUUCAAUCCGGAAGAAGAGAAAAACCGCUGAAUAAUUAGCACGGAGGCGGAAUAAACAUUAGAACGUCAUUCUUCUUUUUUCGACUUGGAAUUAUCUUUCGUUCUGUUCGGUUUCGUUCUUUUUUUUUUUUUUUUUAAUCGAAAGACAAUAAAUAUAUCAUUCACAUUUUUUUCUCAAUACCAAAUAAUUUGUCAUUCUGUUGUUGAAAAGGAGAGAAGUUCGACAGUUUUCGCUGCUUCAAUUUUAUUUUCGAAGUGAUAAAAUUAUAUUUGCUUUGAUAAUUUAUAAGAGUGUUUGAUGAGACUGAAAAAGAAACUUGCAAACUUUUCGUUUUGUUUCGAAUAUCGUCCCGCUCGGAAAAGAGUGUGACUGUGCCGUAGUUUGACUGUUUGUGAAGAAGAAAAACUAUUUAAUUGUGAACUGUUUUACUGUGUGAAGUAUGCUGUGACUGCAAAAAUUUGAGCUCUUGACUGUGAAAAACUGCAAUUAAUUCAAAGUUCGACUUCAGCCAGGAAACUGCUCGUUUAUGCCGCGAAUUCGAAUACGGUCUUGGAUAAUCCAUGCGACCAAAAUUCUUCUGGCCGGUGUUGGAUGAGAAAUUCUCCAAUUCAUUAACUGAGAGGAAGAGAGACAAGACCAAGUUCAUUAACUUUUCGAUUCGUUGGAUUGUUUGUAAUCAAAGAAAUCCACAUUUCGACCCGGCGCUUCACGUGAAGUUUUCGCGCGCUUUUAGUCGCGGAACUUUGUAACUGUAAAAUUCAUUCAGCGGUUAAAAAAUAAUAAAACUUAAGGAUUCUGUCGUUUUCUGUUGAUAUUUGGAGGACAAGGAGCUGAUGUCUUGGGCAACCAGUUUGCCAAAAGUGGAGGUAGCGCAGCCCCAAACAUCCUCUGGAUCCAUUAAAGCUCAGAUUGAAAUUAUUCCAUGUAAAGUUUGUGGUGACAAGUCAUCUGGUGUACAUUACGGUGUUAUUACUUGCGAAGGUUGUAAGGGUUUUUUCAGGCGAAGUCAGUCCAGUGUUGUCAAUUACCAGUGUCCGAGGCAGAAGAACUGUGUGGUCGAUCGAGUCAACCGGAACAGGUGCCAAUACUGUCGCUUACAAAAAUGCCUUGCUCUUGGGAUGUCCAGGGAUGCGGUUAAAUUCGGUCGCAUGUCCAAGAAGCAGCGCGAGAAGGUCGAAGACGAGGUGCGCUAUCAUCGAGCCCAAUUAGUCCGUCCACAGCCGCCGCCAGCCCUCCAGGGGCCACCGAUGACUGAAACCUCUCCAGACAGCUCGGUUUUUGACCAGCAGCAACCGUCCUCCUCCAAUCAGCAUGUGCCCUACCUGAAUAACGGGUAUAAUUACAAUGGUGACAUGAACGCAUAUACUCCAAAUGGCUACAACAACUACAAUAGUAAUCAAGGCCUGACGUUUGAUCUCUCUAGUACAGACUUUGUAGACAGCACAACAUUUGAUCCUCGUCAGUUAUUAGAACCUAUACCUGACACAAGCAGUCUAUUGUCUACGAUUGUACCUUCAUCAGGCCCGCCGGUUGCAAAUUCGAAUUCUACACACAUAGAUUUGCUAGCAAGAACGAUCUCAGAAGCCUAUAUGAGAACAUGCCUGUACACUUCAGAGCAAAUACAAGAAUUUAUCAGAAGACCACAAGACGUUUCAAGAAUUCUAUAUUAUAAGAGCCUGGCUCACGAGCAUUUAUGGUUAGACUGCGCUUCAAGAUUAACAGCCAUUAUUCAACAAAUUAUUGAAUUUGCUAAAAUGGUCCCUGGAUUCAUGAAACUGUCCCAAGAUGACCAAAUUGUUCUUCUAAAAUCAGGUGGUUUUGAGCUAAGUAUAAUACGUAUGAGUAGGUAUUAUGAUUUAGCUUCAAGGUCAGUUUUAUAUGGUGAAAGCUUACUACCGGUGGAAGCAUUUAGUACUUCAGAUACAACAGAAGUAAAACUGGUGAAUAACGCCUUUGCUUUUGCACGAAGUAUUGCUGAAGUGAAGUUGACAGACACAGAAUUGGCACUCUACUCUGCUUAUGUACUUCUCUCUCCAGAUCGGCAAGGAUUAAAAGGACUGGCUGAAAUCCAGCGUUUAAGUAAUGCCACUCUGAAGGCUCUCCGUCAGGAACUCGACCGCACACAUAAGCUUCCAUUCAAAGGAGACAUUACAGUUUGUGAGACACUUCUGGCUAGAAUACCUGCGUUACGAGAACUUAACAUUCUUCACAUGGAAGCUUUGGCCAAACUUCGCCGAACAGCACCUCAUCUUGACUUUCCAGCUCUUCACAAAGAACUAUUCUCAGGAGAGAUCCAGUAAAAGUAGUUGCAGUGGAAUAAAAAGAAAAAUAUACACAACGAAAGUUUCAAAUGUAUCACUAGAUAUUUCUGUAGUUUGCAUUCAUUAACAGGUUUUGAUAGGAAACUGAAUGAAUAGUUUGAAUGUUUUUGGUGGUAACUUUAGUUGCUUGUUUUAUUACUAAGGAUGAUGUUAAAUCUUUUCAUAGUCUGAAUACAGUGUUAAGGUAUUCGAAUUUUAAAUCUAACCAGCUCCUUUCGAUUAUAAGCAAACUAAUUUAAAAUUAAUUGAUUAAUGAAAUACAAGAGAAAGCAAUGAUUAUUGAAAUCUCUUUUGUUGAGUUAGAAUUUUCUUUUACUGAUCUUGAUCUUUGACUGUGGAUGAAUGGCUGAUGUUGUUCGGGCUUUUCUCGCAUGUAUUUGUAAUUUUUGUCUGGUUGUUAGAUUAUUCUUCAGCAGUAUUCUGGUAAUGGAUUAUUAACUUUUGUUUUAUUUGAACUGUUAAUAUUUAAUGGAUCGUGUACUUCAUUGUUGAUUUCCUGCAAGGCAAACUGAAGUGAUGAAAUGUUUUGCAUGCAGGUGUUAAAAAUUGCCGGUAUUAAAUGUGAUAUGUGUCGAACUCUUACAGCAAAUGUGUUUCUCCCUUGAAAGUUUCUAUGGUAUAUUACGGUUAAGGCUUCAUUGUACAAAGGGAUCAUUAUGGAUACAGAACAAACAAUGUACAAACAUUGAAAAUUAGUAGCUGUAAAACUGCCUGUAUCAUUAAUAUUUUAUUGACUCAUUAAUAGGAUAUUAUUAUUUAUUUAUAUAGCAAGCAUCUAUUUUACCAUAUAUGUCAAUUUUUUAAUGGUUCACAUUUUUGCAUGUUUUUGUUUUCCGUUUUGACUUUUCAUAUUAUAACUAAAUCUGACAUGUCUGGCUGAUUCCAAAAUCGCCAGGGAGUAUCGCCAUUAAGAGAGAUUAAAAAUAACAUUGUGAAAAUUCUGUCCUGUAAAUGUAGCACAUCAAACUGUUUGCAACAUAUGCUCCAUAGUUACAUGCUAUUAGGCAUCACAUCUGAUAUUAAUUACAUCAUUCUAUGAUUUAUUGCAUACUUAACAAGAUAGUGAGAAGCCGUUAAAAUAUAGUUGCCACAUUAAAGUUUUUAAAGCUAUAUAUUGGUAUUUUUAAUGAAAUGCACAAGAGGAUGUUCAAGUUUUUAAAAUCAAAUGUUGCAAAUUUAUAGUGCCUCUAGAAUUUUCUAGCAUUUUGUAAAUUGUAGCUGUAAAUGAAAUAAAUUAGAAGCAUGCAGAAGCAUUUUAAUAUGAAGCUCUUGGUGAUUCAUUUAUGUUAAUGCUGGUUUAACAGAUGCUAAAUGCGUUUAAAUUAGUGUAUUGAUGUGUAAAUUCAUUUUUUAUUGACUCUGUGUUAAGGCAUAUAAGUAUUUUUGAAACUAUUAAAUGAAAUAUAAAAUAUGUGUAUUCGUGGUAUCGACGUAUUUCAAAAUGACUAAUUAAUGUUGUUUGUGUUAUAUUGUAAUGGAUAUUAGAUAUAUGUUUACUAACUACUUGAAAUCUUCGCAUUGAAUUUAUAAAGAACGUAAAGGACAUAAUAUAUUAAUGUUAUUUUGUAAGUGAAUCUUUUGUAAUACAAAAAUUGAUUCCAGCAAAAAAGAAAAGUUUAAUUGAAAAGCAUUUAUUUCUAAAUUGAUGAAAUUGCAUUUACCAUUUUUAAUAAAAAAAAAUGUAUCUAAAUAAUAAUGUAAGCAACUUUGUAACAACAAAAGAACUUUUAGAAGAACUAGUAGUUAGUAAUCAGUAUUACUGUUUUCCUGCCCUUUAAUUGGUGCUAAUAUAUUUAGCAUUCACUUGUUUAUCGAAAUAGAAAGUAAUGAAUUUUGAAAUAUUCUUAGUAGUAUGGAAUACAGAUGAUAAUAUACUUUGCUACAUAUUAAUUGUUCUCAACACCCGUUGAUGAAUUUUAAAAAUUUAUUUCUAUUGUUUCUAUUUUAUAGAUUUGUUUAUUUCAUCAGGUUUUGCAAUUAUGUUAUGUAAAUGUUAUUAUUGGUGGCUGAAGAAAUGUAAAGUUAUUUUAUGAAAUGUUUCUCCUGUGGAAAGAAAUCUCAAGAUUUUCAGGAAAGGGUUUUAAUUAUCUUUGAAUAAUUAAUAAAGAAUGCACUUUGUUCAAUAAAUUUGAAAUUUUGAAGAGUGGUUGUAAUUAAUAUGUACAUAAAUUACUUUGUCUACUUAAAGAUGUGCUGUUACAUUUUAAUGUUGUGUUGUAAAACUCAUGUAGAAAGAUAAAAUUGUUCAUGUUUUUUCUGAAUUCCUAUUGAGUUUUUCUCUGAAUUUCAAUUUUGUUUUCUGUAAUUUCAAGAGCGCUACGGCUAUCUUGAUGUUAUUGUUCCUGAUGAUGUUUUGCUUGAACAAGCAAAAUACUGUGUAUAUAGCUGUAAGUUCUUAUGGAAUUAAUAACAGUAAGUGCUGUGAAAUAUGCUAAAUAAGCUUCUAAAUAAGU
Messenger RNA from Argiope bruennichi, 4844 nucleotides. Its product is annotated as probable nuclear hormone receptor HR3. NCBI's taxonomy places the organism in Eukaryota, Metazoa, Arthropoda, Arachnida, Araneae, Araneidae. Gene Ontology annotation, cellular component: nucleus. Gene Ontology annotation, biological process: regulation of transcription by RNA polymerase II. The record is from RefSeq and is a predicted model, not a curated record. Gene Ontology annotation, molecular function: zinc ion binding; RNA polymerase II cis-regulatory region sequence-specific DNA binding; nuclear receptor activity. Bases 904 to 2370 code for a protein of 488 amino acids. The transcript has 10 exons.